This is a messenger RNA of Stegastes partitus (bicolor damselfish), 1726 nucleotides long. RefSeq lists its product as uncharacterized. The record is from RefSeq and is a predicted model, not a curated record. Lineage: Eukaryota; Metazoa; Chordata; Actinopteri; Pomacentridae. Gene Ontology annotation, biological process: regulation of gene expression. The transcript has 2 exons. Gene Ontology annotation, cellular component: nucleus. The coding region runs from base 112 to 1053 and encodes 313 amino acids.
GUUGUGUUAGCUGUUAGCUGCUAGCAGCACACAUUCCCAGCGGCUCCGUCUCAGUUUUGUCCCGGUUCUGUCCCGGUUCUGUCCCGGUUCUGUCCCAGCUCCGGUGCGAACAUGUCCCGAGUCGAGAAGAUGCGGCAUUUCGUCACUCAGCGGCUGCACGCGGCGGCUGAAGAGAUUCUGGUGGUUUUUGAAAAAAUUAUCGUAAAAUACGAACAGGAAGCAGCUCUGAACCACGAAGUGAUCUCCCGUCAGCACGCGCUGCUGUGCGCGCUCCACAGCCCGCUGAUGGAGCUGAAGCCCACAGACGUCUUCACGCAGCAGCUGAUGGUCAGUAAAGAUGCAGUUCCUCCCGAGGACAAGAACCAGAACCAGGACCCAGAGACCUCACAGGUUAAAGAGGAACAGGACAGAGAGCAGCUCCACCUGGACGAGGAUGACAUCAUCAAGUUCACCUACAGCUCCAAGUGUGCAGUGAGGUCAGGUCAGGACCAGGACCCAUCAGCUGGAUCAAGACCAGGACCAGGAGGUCCAGAUCCAGAUGUUCUUCUAGUGUCAUCCUCAGAGACUGAGGACAGUGAAGACUACAACAGGGACUCUGUUGGUCCCGGACCCGCUCCAGACAGACCGAAGAUGCCUCACGGAGCAAGAGGCGGGUUCACCUGCCGGGUCUGCAGCCGGACCUUCAGGGCUCGCAGGUUCCUGUUCAGACACGUCAAGACUCACCUGAAGGAGGCCGCGAUGGUCUGUGGGGUGUGUGGCGAACGCUUCGAGGCUGCAGACAGUCUGAAGCUUCACCUGCAGUGUCACCUAAAGAAAAGACUGCUGCAGAACCAGAACCAGACCAAAACUGAGACAAAAACUGGGACAUGGAGCAGCAGGAGGCAACUUCAACAGCACGCAAACACAAGCAUCCAGAAGGAGCAGAAACCGGACAGGUGUGACGACUGCGGGAAAAGGGUGUGGAAGAAGAGGAGGCACAGGUGUCGGACCUGGAGGAAAAACCAGAACCCAAAGAGUCCAGAAGAAACUGAGAAGAAGACAAAGAAAACCUGAAGGAUUGUUUCAGAGUUGGUCCUGCAACUUGACCCAGGUUUUAUAAUCAGAUGAUUUAAAUGUUCAUUUCUCAGGAAAAAGCGCCAAGACGCUGGACAUGAACCCACAGAACCUCAGAACCACCGACCAGUGAGGAAGCUGGAAUUUUCUAUAAGCUUUGAUAUUUGAAGAACAGCCUGAAUAUUAAAAGAUAAAACUCAAAAGGUGAAAACAUGUGAUUCAUUAUUUUAAGAAUGUCUUGACUUCUUCAGCAUAAUUCUGUAAGUCAACAGGAAAUACUUUUUUCAAAAUAAAGUUGUAAUAUUUGGAGAGAAUUAAGCCAGAAAGUUAGAAUAUUUCCUGAAAUCUGUUUUGAGAAUAUAACUGGUAAACAUUUUACUUGAUUCUUCAAAGCCUUUUUUCUUUGCUUUUCUUUUUUACAUCAUUUAAACCGUUUUGAAAAUGAAUUUUUAAUUUUAUGAGUAAAUGUUGACUUUAUUCUGGAAAUCUGUGACCAUUUCCUCUGAUUUGUUGUUGCUGUGUUGCAUUUCCACUGUAAUGUCUGACAAAAACAUUUUCUUCUUUUAGUUUCUGGAAGUCGCUCACAUGAAUGAUGGUUUGUUUAUGGUUUACUGGUUCCAGUUUGAUCAGCUUCUUAACUCAAAUACACACUUAUUACUGUUUUCUGCAUUAA